Aspergillus fijiensis CBS 313.89 is the source of this 1176-nucleotide messenger RNA. Its product is annotated as alkene reductase. The transcript has 2 exons. Gene Ontology annotation, molecular function: FMN binding; oxidoreductase activity. The coding region runs from base 1 to 1176 and encodes 391 amino acids. The record is from RefSeq and is a predicted model, not a curated record. Lineage: Eukaryota; Fungi; Ascomycota; Eurotiomycetes; Eurotiales; Aspergillaceae.
AUGGGCUCCUGCAGCCCCUCCCCCCUGCAAGCCCCCUUCACCAGCCCCGCCCUCACUCUCACCCACCGCGUCGUCCUCGCCCCAAUGACCCGCAUGCGCGCCUCCAACACUACAGGCCUCAUCAACCCCACGGCAGCAACCUACUACGCCGAGCGCACCAGCCAGCCGGGAGCCCUCCUCAUCUCCGAGGGAGUAACCAUCCACCCGCGGGGCAAGGGCUUCCCACGCACCCCGGGGCUCUGGACAGACGGGCACGCCCGGGCCUGGCAACCCAUCACGGCGGCCGUGCACGCGCGCGGGGGGACCUUCUUCGCGCAGCUCUGGCACGUGGGCCGCGUCUCCGUGCCGCGUCUCUCCCACGGCCAGCCGCCGCUGAGUUCCACGACCGCCCAUCUACCGGGGUACCAUGUCUCGUUCGGGGCGGGGCCCGACGAAGCUGAGCGCGAGCCAUACGUUCCCUCCCAUGCGAUGACGAUCCCCGAGAUCCAUGAGGUGGUGGCGCAGUUUGCUGCGGCGGCGCGGCGCGCGAUCGAGGUCGCGGGAUUCGACGGGGUCGAGAUCCACGCGGCGAACGGGUAUUUGCUUGAUUGCUUUGUGCAUGAUAAUAUCAACACGCGAGGGGAUGAGUUUGGUGGGCCGGCGGUAAGCAAUCGGCUGCGGUUCCCCUUGGCGGUGGUGGACGCGGUGGUGGAUGCGGUGGGGGCGCGGCGCACGGCGGUCCGGCUGGCGCCGUUUCAUGUGCUCCAGGGCACCGGGGAUGGAGAUCAGGUGGCUACGUUUGGGGCGUUUGCGGCCGCGCUGGAGGCGAGGGGGUUGGCGUAUGUGCAUUUCGUAGAGCCGCGGUAUGACUUGGGGAGUUCGGAGGGGGCGUUCGCGGGGUGUAUUGCACGGGAAAAGAGGGUGGAUGAGGGAGAGGAGAGGUCGAUUUGGCCGUUUCGGAGGAUUCUGCAGACUACGCCGGUUAUUGGGGCUGGUGGGUAUGAUGCUGUCUCUGCUGCGCAGGCUAUAGAGGAAGGUCGCAUCGACCUCGCGGCCUUCGGGCGGUAUUUCACGUCCAACCCCGAUUUGCCGGAGCGGCUGUUUAGGGGACUGCCCUUGACCAAGUACCAUCGACCUACCUUCUAUACUUCCGGAGAGGAGGGAUAUCUGGGAUGGCCGCAGUGGAGUGAGAAGUAG